CCUGCCCCAGGCACACUGCAGCUCGGCGCGGACUCUCCAGUCGCGGCGAGGUGGCUGCAAACUCACGGGCACGCACGGCGCUCUCAGAGCCGAGGCACUCGGGGGAGGGGACGCGCGCAAGCCGCUGGCAGCCAACCACCUAGGUUGAAGACACCCGGGGCCCAGAGCAGGGCAGAGCCUUGGCGGCUGUGGCUUCCCUUUUCUCUCUCAGCUGAGCUCCGGAGACACUCGGGGACUGGCCCUAAAAAAGAGCAGGAAAUCUUGUUUACCGCCCGGGGAGAGGAGCCCAUCGAGCCUUUGUUUGGAAAGUCAGCAUCGCCUGCUCCCGCGGCAAUGUGUUCCUGGUGACAUUAACCCACGGUAGACGGGUAGGAGAAAAAGGGGGCUCGCCAGGUUUAGCUCUGCUUUCGGAGGAGGAUCCAGAGGAGACUUUCGUGCGUUUGUUUGAAUUUGUGGAAACCCCUUUUCCUCCUCCUUUUUUGCCUCUCUUGCCCGCCGCCGGGCAUGUCCUGAUCUGGUGGCCGCGCCUACCAGCCCGGGGCUGCUGAUCCGAGCUGUCUCCCGCGGGUCUCCCUCCCUCAGUGCCUGACUUUGCAAUACCGAGAGGGCUGAUCUCUGCGAGGAAGGAGGCGGGGGAGUCACAGACACCGGGACCCGAAGCUUGACAUGCUCCGGGGCGGACCGGAGGCAGUUAGGAGCUGAGCGCACCACCGGGGCUGCUUCGCUUGCCGGUUCCCAGCGUCUUUGCCCUCCUCUGGGCUCCAGCCUUGCUCAUCUGUUGGGACGCCCCCUUCUUUCCCGAGGUCUGAGGCCGGCAGGAACAUGCUGCUCAAGGAGUACCGAAUCUGCAUGCCGCUCACCGUGGACGAGUACAAAAUCGGACAGCUGUAUAUGAUCAGCAAACACAGCCAUGAGCAGAGUGACCGGGGAGAAGGGGUAGAGGUCGUGCAGAACGAGCCCUUUGAGGACCCUCACCAUGGCAACGGGCAAUUCACUGAGAAGCGAGUGUAUCUCAACAGCAAACUGCCUAGUUGGGCCAGAGCUGUUGUUCCCAAAAUAUUUUAUGUGACCGAGAAGGCGUGGAAUUAUUACCCAUACACCAUCACAGAAUAUACCUGCUCCUUCCUGCCGAAAUUCUCCAUCCACAUAGAAACCAAGUAUGAAGACAACAAAGGAAGCAAUGAUAGCAUUUUUGACAGUGAAGCCAAAGACCUGGAGAGAGAAGUGUGCUUCAUCGAUAUCGCCUGUGAUGAAAUUCCAGAACGCUACUACAAAGAGUCUGAGGAUCCUAAACACUUCAAGUCUGAGAAGACAGGCCGAGGGCAGCUAAGAGAAGGCUGGCGAGACAACCAUCAGCCCAUCAUGUGCUCCUACAAGCUGGUCACCGUCAAGUUCGAGGUGUGGGGCCUUCAGACCCGAGUGGAACAAUUUGUGCACAAGGUGGUCCGAGACAUCUUGCUGAUUGGACACAGACAGGCCUUUGCGUGGGUUGAUGAGUGGUACGACAUGACAAUGGAUGAAGUGCGAGAGUUCGAACGAGCCACUCAGGAAGCCACCAACAAGAAGAUUGGCGUUUUCCCACCGGCCAUUUCUAUCUCCAGCAUCGCCCUACUGCCUUCCUCGGUGCGCAGCGCCCCCUCCAGCGCCCCAUCCACCCCUCUCUCCACAGAUGCGCCAGAAUUUCUGUCCAUUCCCAAAGACCGGCCCCGGAAAAAAUCUGCUCCAGAGACGCUCACACUUCCAGAUCCGGAGAAAAAAGCCACCCUGAAUUUACCUGGCGUCUAUGCUUCGGAAAAGCCAUGUCGGCCCAAAUCAGAGUAACUCGGUCUAAACAUCCCUUUGGGUCCUUUGUUUUUAUUUGUGGCUCUUUUUUUUUUUUUUUUUUUAAAGAAUUCUCUGGACAAGGAAAAGACUGCCUCCUUCACUCAGAUGUGUUCUUGGAUCUCAGACAAUGCAUGUGGUUAAAUAAUCUCACAGAUAGCAAGAACCCCUACGUGUGCCACACAGCAUCAUAGUGAAUGUGAAAAGUAUGAUUUAGGAAACAAAAAACAAAAAACCGAAACGAAACAAAACAGGAGGGGCUGAGGACACUGCUCAGUGGGUAGAGCUGCUGCAGCUGCUGUGGAACCCUGGGUUCCAUCCCAGCCGUGGUAACGAGGCAGGAGGAUCAGAAGUUCAGGGUCAACCUCAGCUACAUACAGAGUUUGAGGCCAGCCUGAGUUAUUUGAGACACUGUCUCAAGAACAAUCAAACAAAACCCACAGAAUCUUCUCUAGCUUUAGAUGUGGACCAGGGAGGAAGCCUUGUUUGGGGGGCUUUGGUGAGUCUGAUGUGGACCUCAAUGGUAAAAGGGUGAAUGGAUGAGAAAACUUUUUUUUUUUUUUUUUGGUAAGGUGUGGUAAAAUAAUGACAUCAGUUUCCUCCCAUCAAACCUGAAAUUCUCAACAACAAAAAAAAAAGAAAAAAAAAAAUACUCUCAGGUGUCACAUGCCUAAUUGUUCUCUUUUGGGACUGCUGACUACCAAUACUUGAAUUCCAGUUGUUAUCAAUAUUCCUAUUUUGAUUUAGUCUGACUCAGGAUUUGGAGCCUGAUUAACUUCUUAAAUUUUUGAAAAUUUUAAUAAUCAACUUCUUGAGGCUCCAAGUGCAAUUAAUGGUAAUGUCUUUAUACCUUUUCACAAAAUUUAAUAAAGCACCCAUCUGUUUGCGUCUCUUCGCUUCCCCUUUUGUGCCCUGGUGGCUUCUCAAAUCUUGCCUGGAUGACUUAUGACCACAACUAAUAUAAUGUGGAAUAUUCCGGAAACAGAGAGCCCCAGGUGAGACAGACAUCUUCUCUUCAGGGACCUACAAAGUUUGACUUGUGAGCUUCAUCCAUAACGAUUCUCAGAAAUUUCAACAAGCUAA
Mus caroli (Ryukyu mouse) is the source of this 2904-nucleotide messenger RNA. It is a transcript of the gene Pitpnc1, whose product is annotated as phosphatidylinositol transfer protein cytoplasmic 1. Gene Ontology annotation, cellular component: cytoplasm. NCBI's taxonomy places the organism in Eukaryota, Metazoa, Chordata, Mammalia, Rodentia, Muridae. Gene Ontology annotation, molecular function: phosphatidylinositol transfer activity; phosphatidylinositol binding. Gene Ontology annotation, biological process: phospholipid transport. The record is from RefSeq and is a predicted model, not a curated record.